CCCUCCAAGUUAUUCCUAUUCUUCCCUUGCCAGGUCGAACCGAAUACGAUGCAAAACAGCUGAAUAAAGCCUCUCCUCUCCAUACUCCCUCGCGGAAUCGGACCACUUUAAUCCCCAACCACGCCCUCUCCCGGAACCUCCUCUGUACUUUAACCCACUUGUCAAGAGAGGAAAAAAAAGAAAAGAAAAAAUAGAGUAUCCUUUUCCCUUGCAUCAAAACUGCGAGUGAGCAUAACAAAGGCAUGAACAGAAGGCAGGAAAUGAUGGAAAACUUCGGUAUUUCGUAGAGAGAUUGAGAGGAGUGAUCAAAACCGUCCAUCUCCCUUUCUCUAGAAACUCUAGUCUUUCUUCGUGUGGUGGUGUUCUCAAUGUUCUCAUUCUCCUCCAAGAGCCCCUUAAAGAACAGCCCCCACUUCACUCCUCUCCCCCACCCCCCCAACCCCUCUUCCCUCUAGCAUCCAUCUUUAGGAGGAGGAUGAGAUGAAGGAGGAUAGACCAAACCUGGAUCUUCUCCUCCUCCUCCUCCCGGUCUUGUUUCUCUCCUGUAAUCUCCCUCUAUCCUCCGCCUUCUCCAGCCAUGGCCUCACCGACGCGGAGGCCGGCUACAUCCGGCGCCGGCAGCUCCUCACGUACAGGGACGAGCUCGGCGAGCGCGGGGAGAACGUGACGGUGGACCCCAGCUUCGUCUUCCCCAACCCCCGCCUCCGCGACGCCUACAUUGCCCUCCAGGCCUGGAAGCUCGCCAUCUUCUCCGACCCCCUCGACCUUACCGCCAACUGGGUCGGCCCCGAUGUCUGCAACUACACCGACGUCUACUGCGCCCCCCUCCCCUCCGACCCUAACCUCACCGUCGUCGCAGGCAUCGACCUCAACCACGGCGACAUCGCCGGAUACCUCCCCGACGAGCUCGGCCUCCUCUCCGACCUCUCCCUCCUCCACAUCAACUCCAACCGCUUCUGCGGCAUCGUCCCCGGGACCUUCCGCCGCCUCCGCCUCCUCUUCGAGCUCGACCUCAGCAACAACCGCUUCGCCGGGAAAUUCCCCGACGUCGUCCUCGAUCUCCCUUCUCUCAGAUACCUCGACCUCCGCUAUAACGAGUUCGAGGGUGGCGUCCCCAAGGCUCUCUUCGACAAGGAUCUCGACGCCAUUUUCAUCAACAACAACCGCUUCGUCUUCGACAUCCCGGAGAACCUCGGCAACUCGCCGGUCUCCGUCGUGGUCUUUGCCAAUAACCGGUUCCGUGGCUGCCUCCCGCGGAGCAUCGGUAACAUGUCGGGGACGUUGAACGAGAUCAUUUUCCUGAACAAUGGGCUCAAAUCUUGCCUGCCGCCGGAGAUCGGCCUGCUCAAAAGCCUCACUGUUUUUGACGUGAGCUUCAACCAGCUCGUCGGGCCGCUGCCGAGCUCCAUUGCUGGGAUGCUUAGUUUGGAGCAGCUGGAUGUGGCUCAUAAUCUUCUCUCCGGCCAGAUCCCGCCGGAGAUCUGCCGGCUUCCCCGGCUCCAGAACUUCACCUACUCGUAUAACUUCUUCACCGGAGAGCCGCCGGAGUGUCUCAGGGUGCCGUCGUUCGACGACCGCCGGAACUGCCUGCCCGGCCGUCCGGCCCAGCGAUCGGACCGCCAGUGUAAGUCCUUCUUGUCCCACCCCAUAGACUGCGCUGCCUUUCGCUGUGCCCCCUUCAUCCCCUUCCUCCCUCCACCGCCGCCGCCGUCCCCUUUUCCUCCGCCUCCGCCGGUGCUCUCACCGCCACCUCCGGUCCUCCUUCGUGCUCCUCCCCCGGUUCUUUCGCCGCCGCCGCCGGCGCCAUCUGCUACACCACCAUCCCCACCACCGCCGUCUCCUCCACCACCAUCGCCACCUCCGCCCUCUCCGCCACCUCCAUCCCCACCGCCGCCAUCUCCUCCACCCCCAUCCCCAUCUCCGCCGCCUCCAUCCCCACCGCCGCCGUCUCCUCCACCCCCAUCCCCAUCUCCGCCGCCGCCGAUGCCACCACCUCCAUCGCCGCCGCCUCCUGCUCAACCGGCGCCCAUCUACAGCGUCCGUCCCCCACCGCCGCCUCCACCAAAAUCCCCUCCCCGUCCGGUGUACUCUCCACCUCCGCCGACGCCUGCCCCGCGCUUCUCGCUUCCUCCACCACAUUACUCGCCGCCUCCGCCACCUAACUCACCAUCGCCACCACCAAACUCCCCACCGCCGCCGCCUCCAUGCAACGAGCUGCCUCCGCCGCCACCAUCGCCACCACCAUGCAUAGAACCACCACCACUGCCAUCACCGCCACCACCUUCUCCCACACCCUCGCCAGUAUAUUACCAUCCUUCGCCGCCGAUGACGCCUUCGCCAUCACCACUACCCCCAAUUCAUUAUGAAGCGCCCCCUCCACCUUCCCCCUCUCCUCCGCCACCUCCAAAGCCUUACGAGUUCCUGCCGCCACCACCCUCCCUGUAUGAGGGCCCAUUGCCGCCAGUUGUUGGAAUCUCAUAUGCAUCGCCCCCGCCUCCUCCUUUCUACUAUUGAUUCUUUUGAAAAUUUUAUUUCUCGCCCUCCUCCUGCCACUGGUUUUUUCUCAUCUUCUUUUCCAUUGCCGAUCGCCAACGGAGAAAGAAGACAAGAAGGCAGAGUUCUUUAUCUGGCUUUGUACUCAAAGCAGCUUCUGUCGAGGUGAUGAAGAGAUGGUGAAGACAUGGAGAGAGAAAUGGCAACGAUGGGGAAAAAUUCUCUCUCCAUACGUAUUUGGAUUGCGGAUAUUUGAGUUGUGAAUAAAUGGCUUUGAGAGACGGAAUCAGAGAGUGAGAGAGGUGCAGGGAAAUGAAUGUAUAGUGCAUGAGAUUGAUGUAGAUCUAUUGCGGUAUCAUCGCCUCCUAUUAUACUUUGUUCUUUUUAUUUUGAUUUCAUGAUACGAUUAUUCAUGGCUUCUUAGAACCUGGUAUGUUAAUUAAUUGCUCUCCAUCCGAUCGCUUGUAAGUAUUCGGUUUGGCUUUCUUUUAUGUUA
Molecule: messenger RNA, 2989 nt
Organism: Phoenix dactylifera (date palm)
Lineage: Eukaryota; Viridiplantae; Streptophyta; Magnoliopsida; Arecales; Arecaceae
Source: RefSeq, a predicted model, not a curated record